Messenger RNA from Peronospora matthiolae, 291 nucleotides. NCBI's taxonomy places the organism in Eukaryota, Oomycota, Peronosporomycetes, Peronosporales, Peronosporaceae. The record is from the annotation of a GenBank genome assembly.
AUGCCGGCUACUAAGCUCGCAAUCACCUUUCUCGUCGCUGUCCUGGUGCGACUUUCUACGGUCGCCGCUACUGACGCCAGGAGCUCUCUCACAUCUGCUACUAACGGAGGAAUUCUCACCGUAACGGUUGGAGGCAUCGCAGUAGUAGUGGCCGUUCUGGUCGCUGUUAAAACGUGGAAGACCGGAAGACCCAAGAACGUCGAGCUGCACGAAGUGAUCAUCUCGCCCAAUCGACCGGCGGGGGAGCGGUCGUGUAUGAAGAAGCAUUUCGUCUACACGGCGCACAUCUGA